UGCUCUGAUUUGGUUUUAGAUUCCACCUAUACCUGACAGAAAAAUGGAGCGUGAACAGCAACAAAAAAAGAAAGUGUCCUUUAAAUGUACCCAGAAGCCAACACAGGAGGAUAUUUCCAAUUUGAUGAAGAAACUUCGGGAAAUGAUGGAUAAGGUUGGAAACGGACCAUCUAGUCCGAGAAUCAGAACACGACCUGCAAGAUGUCAGGCAACUAUUGCCUCUGCAUCUACCUCUUCACCUUCUGAUCCAAGAGGAGUGUUAAAUGUAAGAACCAACUUUGACCAAUAUAAAGUUCCCGUCUUCAAUACCUAUGAAGAAUUUCAUAAGACAGUUAUUCAGUCAUUUGAAAACAUUUCAAUUGUGUUGAACAUAGAUGGAAAAGUUGUUUUUAUAUCGCAGAAUGUGUUACCUCUUCUUGGCCAUCGACCAGAAGAUAUUAUGGGAAAGACUUUAUUAAAUAUUCUUCCUGAGGAGGAAAAAGAAGAAAUAUCUCAGAAGGUCGUUCUUAAUCUUCCUUUGGCACAGUCAGUUGGCAAUCUUAUUGAAUUUUGCUGCUAUAUAAGAAAAGGAAAUCCCAGCCAGGCUGCGCUGGAUACACAUGAUUACACGAACAUGUACGAAGGCAGGGACACAUAUGAGUAUGUAAAAUUCAUCUUGUACCUGCAGGAUUCCUAUGACGAGUCAUUUGUAUUUUUUGGAAAUUAUGGUCCAAAUAGCAGAAACAUUUGGUCAUCAACUCCAAGGCUGUUAUGGGAGCAACAGUACUAUCUUGUGGGAACCAUUUCAGUUCUUCGUACAAAGGAUGAAUCAGAACGUCCUGUUAAAAUUCAAUCCACUGUUAUAGUUAUUGAAUCGGAUGAUGAUGACACUGAUAUACAGUACCGCAGGCUUCUAAAACGACGCAAGAAGAAGGGAAUUCAAAGAAAGUGCAAGGCUGAAAAUUUGAAUGCGGAAUAUCCUGAAUCAGUCAAUGAAGUUGAGUUUAUAGAUAUUCAACUGGCCAGUGAACAAACACCAUUUGAAUUAGUUCAGAUCAGGCCACCGUCUCAAUCAAGUACAUGCACAAUAAUAAGUGUAGAUACAACCGUGAGCACGACCACAAGUAUUUCAUCCACAGAAUUUGCAGCAGCAGCAUUUUCACCCGCUUCUUCCCCUGAACAGGGCUCUACCAUAGAUCCAAAGUCCUCACUAGAGCCUAUGGAUAUGGAAUUUGAAGCAGGUCCAGAAUUUCUUCAAAAUGACAUCCAGGAUGAACAGGCCUCCCCAGAACAAGGAGAAUGCAAUGAUGAGGAUGUAAAGAAACCCUUGGAAGAGGCAACAAGCUCAAAUCCUAAAAAGGAAGUUAUUGAAGUUUUUGAUUCUUCUUCAGAUGAAGAUUACUGUGUAAUAGUAAAAGAAAUUAACGUUAAGAAAGGCCCUAAAAUCCAACAACCCAUCGUGGACCAAGGACAAGAACAUCAAAAGACAGUUGAGUCAUCCCCAAAGUGUCCAAGCAGAGAAGUACAGUCUCCUCGCCCAAAGGCAGUGGUGAAACCUAUGGUGCGUGGAGAUUUGCCAGCCUGUGUUAUAGCUGAGCCAAGAAGACCACAUCAGCAGGGUCCACUUUUGGGGGAAAGUGUUGACCAACGCUGUGGCCCAAGAGUGAUGAGAACACAGGUCUAUGAUUUGACUAUAAGUAGAUCCUUCUCUGAGGAACCACCUUCUUACCAAGAAAUUGAAGAAGAGGAAAGGGAACGACAACAAUAUGAAUAUGCCUUGGCUCAACGUAUUGAGAUGCUUCGCAAUUUACCAUGUGAAUGGCCGAUGGCACAGCAACAGAUGGGGCAAAGACGAGAAAUUCAGGUGAUAAACCUUACUAAUGACCUGGAACAACUUCCCAUUAAUUCCUUUGGGAAUGAUAACUCUGCAUAUUCACGAAAUGAGACACAGAGAUUUUAUGAUGAUAAUGCCGAUCAUACUCCUCCCCUGCUGCAUUGCCCAUUGGCAAGGUCACGUCAAACAACACCAGUGCCACAUGAACCAGCAGCAGAGACAUAUCAACCUCUUGCAGCAACUGAUCACCCAUCAGCAGCAGUGUCAAAUCCUUCAUCUGUAAAUUCACAACACCCAUUAGCAAUGUCACAGCUUGCCUCUUCUAACCGCCAAAGAGAGAAUGGGACACGUUUGAUUCCACCUGGUCAAGAAAAUUCAGGUUGUUUUCAGGCUGAAGAGAAUAUUGAUCCUCAUCCAUGAGGGGAAGAUGAGGCAGAAGACAGACCACCAUGGUCUGUGUGGGAAAGGGACAUACAAAAUGGGCAGAGUCCCUUUAUGGGAGAGGGAGGGUGGGUUAUUUUUUUCUCUUUUCAAAAAUUGAGUUUCUGAUGAUUUUUAAAGCAUAACCAGUUUAUUGGAAAUGAUGCUACAGAAGGAAUCUGUCACAUCCGACUUUGGGUGUGAUAGCAAGUAUUCACUGGCCCCUACUUGCCGCAAGCAAUUUCAUGAGGCAAGCUGACUUCAAUGGACAUAUGUUCAGGGGACUUUUUUUGCAACAAUAAAAAAUGCCACAUAAGUUUGAAAUAUGGAAAAAGCCACUCCACCAUGUCCUUUCCCCAAAUUCUGGGGUCUUAAUCUUGAUUUAUUCCCACAUCCCUUCUGUAGCCCUAUAACCCUGUUACAUUGGGUAACAUAUGUGAAAUAGAUUUCCAAUUGUGAGAAAUUAAUAUCUGCUCAAAAUAAGGUACAUCUUUGCUUAAUAAACACUGUGCUUUACUGUAA
Messenger RNA from Peromyscus maniculatus bairdii (prairie deer mouse), 2755 nucleotides. The record is from RefSeq and is a predicted model, not a curated record. NCBI's taxonomy places the organism in Eukaryota, Metazoa, Chordata, Mammalia, Rodentia, Cricetidae.